AGCUAUGCAAUGAAAGGUUACAUGUGAUGUAGCACCUAAAAGCACUAUCACUGACUUGCACAUCCUACUUGUCGUGUUACCAUAGCAACACACGUGUAGGGCGCGCGACAGCACGUGCAGUAUCCUCGCUACACACGUGCGUGUAUGUACAAAUGGGGAAUGGAAGAAGAAGAAAGCCCUGACGCAGAAUUUAUCCGAGACCUACAAGAUUUCUUCUUGCCCUACUCCACCGCAGAUGCAGACCAAGAGGUCGUGUUGGACCUCACACUACAGUAUUUUACUCUACUCAGGAUUUGUUAUAAAAUUACACAGCAAAGUUCGGGAGUUUACGAUGAGUUUACGGACCAUGUUAUGAACCUGCUAUACUACAUAGAAGGCUACAAAUCAUGUAUGAACGACACUCUUGACUACUUAGAGAACACGCUGGAGAUGGAGGAAACGUCGGAAGCAGUGUGCAACAUGAAGAACCACAUAAUAAACCACAUAGCAGAGCUCCUACACCAGCACCUGGGCAACUGUCCCCAGGUGGUGUUGUUGGAACUGUGUGACCCCUACCUACCCGAGAUGUUCAGACUCGCUAACAACCCCCAACUACUUGAAACAACGUGAACUCACGUUUAGUCACGUGGUACACACCACGUGACGUCAUAAAUCAGAUCAGAAUCUAGUUUUAGCAAUGGGGAAGAUACGAAGUGAGGGGAAGAUGAUACGAAGAACGGCAAAGUACGAUGAGAUUUGCGUUGAGAUUUGCGAAGAUUCGUGGCUGGUCCACCAGAGUUGACGGUUUGAGAAUGGGAUGGGUUUCAGUUUACGGUGGUGAUGAGUGAGAGAGAGAGAGAGAGAGAGAGAGAGAGAGAGAGAGAGAGAGGUAGAGAGAGAGAGAGAGAGAGAGAGAGAGAGAGAGAGAGAGAGAGGGAGAGAGAG
Molecule: messenger RNA, 924 nt
Organism: Bolinopsis microptera
Lineage: Eukaryota; Metazoa; Ctenophora; Tentaculata; Lobata; Bolinopsidae
Exons: 3
Coding region: 145-609 (154 amino acids)
Source: RefSeq, a predicted model, not a curated record